AGGAAGAAAAUGUAAUUUUCCUCACACUGAACAUGGUGAAAGUAAGAUGUCAGAAAGUGUGCUUUGUUAAAAAAUUAUCAAAGACAAGAGAACAAAACGAUUUCAUUUUCUUUAACUUCCUUCAUUUGUUUCUAAUUUGACACAAAUGUCAAGAUUUGUUUGAAGAGUAAAAUCAAUGAAUCUCUCUUGGUACAUAUUCAGCUUUGUAGCCUGCCUUUUACAGGAGUUAUCUCCCUUUUCCUGUUUGAUGUUGUCACAUGACUUUACAGGUGGUUUAAUUUCCUUGAGCUAUUUAUAGCAGGCUACUGGCCACGUUUCAUGGAGCGGAGAGAAGGGCUCCCACACAGGUGUGUAGAACUGUUGGAAGUGGUCACAUCGAGAGUCCUGUUGGAUAUGCGUUGACAUCUGCUGUAGGCUGCAGUGUGUGAUCAGCUGUGGUGAUAUUGAGGACAGUGAAGUGAUAUGGAUGACUUCAGACAGCGGGAGUCUGAUGUGAAUAUACAUUGUCGGGUCUGAAAUUGGCGCCUGAUAGUCAGGUGGUAUUGAUGGAAUAUUGAUACUUUGUUUGUAGUGACUGUCCCUGUAUUGAAUUCUAGCUGAAAGUGCAAAUCAAUUUUGAGAAGUUUUCUUUUGGGUUGUUUCAUUUAUCAGAAUGAUCCAAGAAAUGCAACAUUUCUUUCUUUUUUUGUUUUUCUUGGAAAAGCCCUGAGGAAUAAGAAAUGUAUUUCUCCGAAGUGUUUCAAGUAUGGGUGCUGGAUUAACAGAUUAGAGCUCUGUAACUAGACAUACUUCACUCAGAUUGACUUAACCAGUUAAGAUGACAUGACAUGAGUUGAAAUGUAAGUUUACUGAAAUGAACAUGCUGGGAUAGUGUUUGACAAGGAAAUGAUACGUACAUUUCUCAAGGAACUACUUCAAGGUGUAUGAGUCUCAGGAUUUGAGAUAUUGAUGUGAGUAUUGUAACAAAGGAUAAUGUCAGUUUCAAGAGGCGACAGGACUCAAAUAUUUGAGAAGACUGAGCGCUCAGUGGUGAGGAGUGCUUCCGACGCAUCUGAAUACUAUGAGGCAAUGGAAUCUUUACCCAAUGUGAUUCAGGAACUGCCAUAUCGAAACACUUUCCCCAACGAUCCCGAUUUUGGGAGACUUGUUCAAGAGGUGGAACAUGCGAUUGAUAUUGGAAUACCACCUACAUUAAGCUCAAAAGGAACAAGCGGGUGUUACUUUGUCAUGAAUAAACAAAAGAAAACAAUAGGUGUGUUCAAGCCAAAAGAUGAGGAGCCAUACGGUCAGCUAAAUCCCAAAUGGACCAAGUGGAUGCACAAGCUGUGUUGUCCGUGCUGCUUCGGCCGCAGCUGUCUGGUGCCCAACCAGGGCUACUUGUCCGAGGCCGGCGCCAGCGUGGUCGACCAGAAGCUGGGACUCAACAUCGUCCCCAAAACCAAAGUUGUGAAGCUGGCAAGUGAUACAUUUAACUACAAUGCAAUAGACAGGGCAAAAGCAGUCACAAAGAAGAACAUCCGGGACCACGUGCCCGCAGUGGGGAAACGCUUCAAGAGGAUAGGCUUGCCACCGAAGAACGGGUCAUUCCAGACGUUUGUGAAUGGUUUCAAGGAUGCAGACUACUGGCUCCGGAAGUUUGACAAUGAGUCCCUACCAGAAUCCACUGCCAAAACAUUCCAGCAUCUUUUUGAGAGGCUGGUUGUUUUAGAUUACAUCAUUAGGAACACAGACCGAGGCAAUGACAACUGGUUAAUCAAGUAUGACAUAGCUACAACAGCACAAGACAGCAGAGAGGACUCGGAAUGGAGUUUAGUGGAGAACCCUGAAAUAAACAUAGCAGCGAUAGACAAUGGUUUAGCAUUUCCCUACAAACACCCUGACGAGUGGCGAGCGUACCCCUACCACUGGGCAUGGUUACCUCAGGCCAAGAUCCCCUUCUCCCAGGACGUGAAGGACCUCGUGUUACCUCAGCUGGCCGACAUGAACUUUGUACAAGACCUCUGUGAUGAUCUCUUUGAACUCUUUCAGACUGACCAGGGUUUUGACAAGAGUACUUUCGAGAAACAAAUGUCUGUGAUGAGGGGACAGAUCCUGAAUCUGACCCAGGCCUUAAAGGACGGCAAGUCUCCAGUCCAGCUGGUGCAGAUGCCCGUGGUCACGGUGGAGAGGAACCGGGCGGGGCUGGCUCGGACACGCCUUGAUAGCGAUACAUUCACGCAAAGUUUUGCUCACAGAGCACCAUUCUUCUCCUGGUGCUGACGAAAUUGUUAUCCUAAAAACUAUGUCUUGUGAUAAAAUAUCUCUUGCUUGUCUACAUUGAAAUGAGGUAUACUUUAUCCCGAAACUAUUCAUGGAGGGAAGCUUGCUGUCUCUGGUUAGACAUGUGUGGUGAUAAGCUACGUGUGAAUGAGUGUACUUGGCAUGUUCGAUGGACUUAAGCUUCAGUGCAGGAGGGUCAGCGCCAGAGCGUGCUGGACGUAGUAUUAGCAUUCAGAUUGUACAUUCCUGUACCCCACUCAUAUCCUCAUGGUUUACCCCCCUUAUAACCCAAAUAAUAUAUUUUCUACUUUAUGAUCCUGUAGCAUCCCCGAUUGUCAUUAUAAUAUCCAAGCUUCUACACAUCUGUAAUAUGAAACAUGUUCACAAGGCCGCAACAAAUUGAUUACUUGUUUGUCAGAAAUUGCCUCCUUUUUAUAGUGAAUUUUAGGAGUAGAUUACAAAAAGGUACUUGGGCCAAAUAAACUGCUAGGCACAGAACUGGAGUCCCAAAUUAAUCAAUGUGAUCACUGCAUCAGACAAUAAGCUGAUAUUGUGUUCCUUUGGGAGAAAUUAUGAACAAGUAAUCACUUUGGGGUGCCCUAACUGUCAUAAUAGUAUAGCAUCUGUAUGAACUUAAUUUCACAACAAAUAUUACCGUAUUCGACGUAAUAAGCACCCUGCUCUAAUAACCGCCCACGGCGAUAUUUGCUGAUAUAUUGGCAAGUAAACAAUCCUAAUUAGCACCCCUUCCGAUUGAUCAAUGUACACAAGACUUAUUUAUUCGCAUAUAUGCACACUCGUGUGUUAUAUGCACCCUUAAUUAUGGGCAAUUAAAUUCUGGAAAAAUAUAUCUGUCGUACAUAAACAUUUUAGACUGUCACCAUAAACGAUGAAAUUUAUCUUUCAACUCUGUUUUUUUUCCACCAAAAUAAUAUUCUAAUAAGAGCCCCCUAUUUCUAAUUUUGAGAGCGCCCUGGGCGCUUAUUACGUCGAAUACGGAAUGUCAAAUAUUUAAGAUGAUUUCAUUUGGGUGCAAGUUUGCCUUACCACCAGAAAUACUUGUAGCAAAUUAAGAGAAAUAUGCUGAUUGUAUGAGACCAUUGUAAGAAGUAUUUAUCAAUUAUUGUUUAUGUUGAUAUUUCCUUCAGUGCCAAAUGCUUGAUAAGGAUGUACAACCCCAAAGCUGAAAGAGAAGGAAAACUAAACAGUAGUCUGGAUUCACAGUUGCUACUAUAUCACGGAGGUCACAGGCCAAUCUUCCGCCCCAAGUCAACAGCAAAUUUCUUUAGAGGCAUAUAUUUGAGAAUCCUAGAUAAGUCCCUGGAGGUAUUCCUUGAAAGAAAAUCAUGAUUUAAAAUAAGGUAAUAUAGAUUGCCAUAUUUGUUGUCUGAACUGUAUUUCUUGCGAUGGGAUUGCAUAUGUUUGUUCAAACAUUUUCUAUCUAGAACAUUUGAAAUAUCCAGAUGAAAUGCAUUCAGGUUUGAUCUAUUGAUGACUUACAAUGCAUUUUGAGAGUGGAGGCAGGCACCGGGAAGAUUGGUCAAGUUAAACUGAAGCGUGUGUUCAUUACACAUCCUUGCAUGGAGUGAAGUGAUAUUUAUUGUAAACAGUUUACUUUUAGUACCAGACGUAAGACUUUUGCGAGCCUUCAGUCAUGUUCCUAGGUGUGUCAGUCCUCUCUGUGAGAUUAACACACCAAACUAACAGUGAAGCAAUAUCAAAAGAAAAUACCUCAACGGGAGAAAGCAUGAAACCAAUGAGAGUAACAUUUGAUGGUUGUGGUCGCGCAGAUCUCACUGUCAGUUCAGAGGGAGGAUUAGUCUGUCAUACAGACUCUGAAACAAAUAUAUCCAGUACAGCCCAUUCAAGUCUAUAAUGUUUGGCAAGUCUAGAUUACUGCAGUAUCAGGAAUGAAGAAAGUCUCUGGGCUCCUUUUUAUUAUAUUUUUUAACUAUAAUUUAACAACUGUUUUUUUCUGCAAAAUAUGUUCAUUUCAGAGACUAGAUGUCAGUCUAUGGGAGGAUCCUCCUGUCAUUUCGUCACUCGGCUUACGUCCUCUAAUCACUGGUCUCCUGGGUCUGUAUCCCAAACCUGUGUAGGAAGACGCGUCUAUAUUAGACGAUGUCCAUGUUGUGAGAGCUGUGCUCCAAUUAGAAUGUGACAAUCUGUAGAAUUCAGGGAUGACAGUUAUGGCAAUGGGUGGGAAUCAUUUAGGAGAACAUUUAGGCAUGAGAUAGGGUGAUACACAGAUGAUCAGAGAAAUUCCAAUCCUUGUAAGGUUGCCAUCCCUCAAAGGUACGUCAAAGUGAUAUUUAGGCAGAGAUAUCUCGGAUACUUUGUCAUUGACUUACAAUAGCUGCCGUGAAAUGGCACUUUGUGCUGCGAGUUCAUACUUUCAAAACAUGUAAUUCAAAACAUGUAAUUCAAAAUGCCAGACUACCUAAAAAUAAUACCUAUUUUUCAGUAGGAGUGUAUAGUUUAGGAUAGUCACAAGUAACUCUUCCAUCCCUGUGUGUUUAAAGCUGCCAUGUUAUGCCAUGAGAGACUGCCUUGGAGAUAAAAUGUUUCGAUUGGCUGGUGGGGAACCUAGGGGUGUUCUGGGUUACAACACAGGUCUCCAGCAGCCUAUACUUACUGUAGUGUGACCUGUUAGUUCCGGGGGCACGGGGGCCCAUUCGCUAUGCAUAGUUGCAUCCCUUGGGCACUGCAGAAACCUAUGAUUGUGAGUUCGAAUCCUGGUAUGCCCCGAUUAUGUUUCUAGUUUAGUUAGCACCAUGCCCGUGCUCAUGGGUUUCACCAAAGUGGUAAACGUCGGAGACCUGCAUCACUUCGGCCUUUCCUCCCACAUUAAGCUGACACGCCGUGAUAUCACUGGACUUCUGUUUAGAGCGGUGUUAAACCCAACUCACUGUUGGAUCAGGUGGUAAGGCCGUGUCUCUUGGUUGAUAGCAUGUCAUAUCCCAUUUGCAUGGAGUCUAGUCCAGACUUGAUUAGUUACAGAAUGCCAUCAUGUAGCUGGAAUAUUGCUGAGUGUGCCAAUACAACAACAAACAAACAAAUGGUGGGAAACCCUGCCUUUGAAGACGUCUUCAUCACAUCUGACAACAUAAUACAAACAUUGUACUGUGGAGACACUUUGUGAUUUAGUUGGAAUGUCUGUGUGUUCAAGUCAUUGUAAUAUAGGCAUUCAUGUGAUCUUGUUGGCAUUGUAAUUACAUUGAUUGAACAUAUAAAUUAAGGCAUAAUUGAUGUAAUAGUCCGACAGUUGAUUUUGGAAAGAGAUGGCUGUGAAGGUUUUGUUCAUUGAAUGAAUGACACAUUUGGUUCUUGAAUGGAUGCUAAAAGAUAAUCUAGUAUUGUUUCCAGUGUAAAAUGUGUGCAAGAGUAGAUAUACAACUAAGUUGGGGUUUUUUAUGAGAAGAGGAAGCAAGGAAAAGACAGCUACAUUUGAAGUAGUUAGAUUAUUUUUGCUCAUUAGAAUAAUCAUCUAUGACAGAAGGUAAUUGACUACCUUCUCAAUUGUCAGUUAUCAGCCAUAAAUCAAAGCCUAACAAGACACUGCAACAAUUACUUUCUGAAAGAAAUGAGUCGGCUAUUUUACAAGGCAGUAAGAAUGCCUGACAAAAAAACAACUGGAUGAUUGACACAACUACCAUGUGUCAAUCUUUGAGGACUAGAUGUUUGAUAUCAUCAUAACCAUGUACACCUUCUCAUGUCUGUUUCAAUCACUGGAUAAAAAUGGAUCAAGUUGAAGGUUUAGGUGGUUGCCAAGAUCACAAUCCUUCUUAUCUUUGUAGCCUGCUUUAUCCUGUAGAUGAGGGGGUCCUUAAUGCCUAUACAAAGAGUAUGACAAGUAUUCAGGCUUAAUCAGGGAAAAGCUGUGUGGGGCAAGGUGUAGGAAGUAGGACCAGAGCUUCUGGCAGCAUGUAGGGAAUCUGCUAGUGAUGAUGUUCUGUAUGGCAUCCAGCGGGAAUCUGUUGAUUCUGGGGGCACACUGUUGACUGAAACGCCACGUCUUUCACAAGGAGGCAUUUAGUUGCUGAUUGUUGCUGAUAGUUGCAUCCAACAUGUCUUCAGAGAGCAUGGGAUUUGUGUUCUUUAUUUGUGAUGUUUGUUGGUGUCUUGUUUACCUUGUAGCUGACAGAGUUUAGUGUUUCAUGAAGGCAGGGUUGAGGAGAGAGUGUAGAUCCAGGUGUUGAAUUCAUAAGGAAUCAUGCAGAAGAGACAUUUUGUUUGCUCAUCUUGACAUAGUCAGUGAUGGCUUGUGUUAUUGGUUUUGUCCAUCACAGUUAGAACUCUUCCUCUGCAGCAGUACUGAGCAGAUCAGUACUAUGUCUCCUAUCUCACUCUGGCUAAGGGAAGCAUUUUCUUUUUGAAAAAUUCAAAAUGCCUGUUAAUUAACAAAUGGGAAUUAGAGACAAAGCUUUUAUGCUUAAAACUUCUUCUAUGUUACCAUAAGAAGAUAUUGUUUUGAAAUUAUCAGACAGAAAUGAGAAUAUAAUUGUUACAUACUUACAGUGAAGUAAGAUUUAUUUUGAAGUACAAAAUGGCUGUAAAAGCACAGAGACAUAAAUAGAGGUUAUCACUCGAGUGUGUUUAGGGAUGGUAAAUAUCCUGAAUUAGGAAUAAACAUAGUGUUUUGCGAGCCUCUAUGUACGAAUAUGACCCCAGCGGAUAUCGUUUUAUGGCUUUAUCCAGCUCAGAAACCCACCCAUUAUAUGAUAGAGUUAAUACCAGCCAAGAGUUCAAUGACGCCAUCAUCAUGACGGGAUCGGGUGGUCAGGCUCGCUGACUUGGUUGAUGCAUGUCAUCAUAUCCCAAUUGCGUGGAUCAAUGCUUAUGAUGUCAAUUAAUGGAUUGUCUGGUCCAGACUCGAUUAUUUACAGACUGCUGUCAUAUAGCUGGAAUAUUGCCAAGUGCGGCGUUAAACAACAAACAAACAAACAUCAUCAUGUGGAAUAUAAUAGUAACCUAUUUAUAUUUAAGGUUUCUCAAGCAAACAGCUUUAUGUUUAAGCAUCUUAUCUGUGUUUGAAUCAAUCUUAUAAGAGUAUGUCAGGUUUGUCAAAAGUCAAAGCUGUGUCUUGUAUCUGAAAUGUGGGUUCCAUCUGUUGAUGCUUUAGCUUUCAUGAUUUCACUUUAAGUAUCAGAAUGUCAUAAAUCAAGUUACGGGACACAAUAUGGACAAUCUGUUGAAACACUGUAUGAAUGAGGUUCACCAGACAUUACACUAGUAGCAGGACUUGAUGGUUCCAGCUGAGAGUUGGUUGUGCAACAACAAGGGUGUUUCUUUUCUUUCAAAUUUUCGUUAAAUCGAGUAGAUGUUGGUAAAAGUGUUGGGUGAAAGGUUUCUCAUCAAUUCAGAUUAUGUUAUCUUUUAGGACUUUUAAGUCCUAUUAUUUACAUUGUGGUGAGUGGCGUGCAUGGUAGUGAUAGUUUGGUUUAGUUUUUUUAAUAAGACAUUUGAUUUCACUACUGGCAUGUAUUACCCCUGGAUAGGAUUGCACUCCAGACACCAGAUGCAUAAUUCACCAAAGGAGAAGUAAAAUUCUUUUCAUAGAGGCAUAUUUUCUUUCAUGUAGCCAAAACAUUGAGAAAUUUGUUUCUCACCAAUUUUAUCAUUUGAAGCAAUGAACAUCCCUGCAUGAAAAAGCAUAUUUUUUCCCCUUUAUUUAAAAAUGAAAUUUCUGACAUCAUGGUUGCUCAUUUUUCCAAGCUUCUUUUUCUAAAAGUCUUUGCUUGAAAACAGAAGUUGUUAAGUUUCAGCCUUGUUUCCCUUCUCUGAAUUCAUAUCAAGCACCUGUUAAUCAGUCCUGCUUGCAAAGCGUUGUACAUGAAUGAGCUGAUGUACUUGUCAACUCAAGACCAGGCCCUUCUGCUGUCUAAUUGCCUUAUUGAACUAUGUAUAUACAAGUGUCCCAUUUCAUUGUACCAGUGAUUGUCUUGAAUAUUUGUCUAUUUUAUCAUUCCAUGAACCAUUUAUUGUGUAUUGAUAUAUGUAUAUAAGAACUAAAGCUGUAAAUACUUAUUGUGAAUAAUAUUAAAUGUCUUCC
This is a messenger RNA of Haliotis rufescens (red abalone), 8311 nucleotides long. RefSeq names its product phosphatidylinositol 4-kinase type 2-beta-like. Gene Ontology annotation, cellular component: trans-Golgi network; endosome; plasma membrane. Gene Ontology annotation, molecular function: 1-phosphatidylinositol 4-kinase activity. The record is from RefSeq and is a predicted model, not a curated record. NCBI's taxonomy places the organism in Eukaryota, Metazoa, Mollusca, Gastropoda, Lepetellida, Haliotidae. The transcript has 9 exons. The coding region runs from base 973 to 2259 and encodes 428 amino acids. Gene Ontology annotation, biological process: Golgi organization; phosphatidylinositol phosphate biosynthetic process; endosome organization.